This is a messenger RNA of Didymodactylos carnosus, 4374 nucleotides long. NCBI's taxonomy places the organism in Eukaryota, Metazoa, Rotifera, Eurotatoria, Philodinida, Philodinidae. The record is from the annotation of a GenBank genome assembly.
AUGGUAUCAGAAAAAUGUCAGAUAGUUUGCUCAAAUGAAGAGCAAUGCGUAAAUGAUUCAGAUGCAUUAUGUUUACAUUGUCAUUUGUAUGUUUGUGUAAAUCAUUUUCUACAACAUCAAGAAACGUUAAAAUGCAAAGAAGAAUACGAUUUUUUAAUUAAAAAAACAAUGGAAAGAAAAUUAGUUCUAGAAUCGUUGACAUCAACAAGUACUGAACAAAAUCGUUUACGUUCACAACUUGACGAUUGGUUCGAGCAAUUGAACACUAUUUACAAAAAAAAAUGUGAAGAAAUUGAUCAUCUCACAACAAAUAAUGAUAAAUUUGAUCGAAUAAAAUUAGAUUAUUUACAUGAUAUGAACGCUUUUUUAUUGAAACAAACAAAAAAACAAAAUGUGUGUUCUAGUGAUUUAAAAGAUGUUAAAUUAUAUUUAACAAAACUAAAUGAAUCAAUUGACAUAUUAACAAAACUAUCAACAGGAAAUAAAACGUUAACAUUUGAGAAUUUGAUGGAUGGUAUUAAUCUAUAUUCCACGACAACAAAUGCACUAAACUCUUCUACUGAUUUUCCCGUCAAAACUGAGCCAUCAUUCGAAGACAGCGACAGUGUUAAUUUGGCAUUAUUUAAUAUAGAAAAUGAUUACGUUACGCAAGAUAAUUCAUUUAUGAGUAUGAAUAAUAAUGAACAACGGCAAAUAAUUACUGAAACUGAUAAUAAUGACGACUUGCAAGAUGAUUUAAAUGAAGAAAAUGAACCACAAAUACAAGAAGAUUCAAUGCAAAGCGAUAAUGAAAAUAUACAAGAUAAAGAUGAUCAACCGAGGUCCCACCUAAUUCGCUCGUUUAAAUCAGAUAUAUGUCCAUUUAUAUCAACCAAAUUAAUAUUCGGUAUUCGUAAGGAACAUAAUGUAAAUAAUAUACCUUGUAACCAACGUCAUCGAUCAAAAGCAUUUGGAUUAUCUUUUCAUUUACAAGAUUAUCAUGAUCUUAGCUAUCAAUCAGCAACAAAAAUUGUUAAAUUAAUAAUGAGUGCGAAUGAUUCAGCUGUCGAUACCGCUAUUGAUUUAUUCUCUCGAGAAAAAACAAUUAUUUUUCCAUUAGUACAAUCGUAUAAAGCAGAAUGUCCUUUGAAAACAUACAAUGUGUACGGUAUCACAAAAAAUCAUAAAACAAAACUGUGUCAAGGAGAACAUUUGCAUUUAAAACAUCAUUUUAUAGUUUAUCAUGAUUUAUCAUCAGCAUGUGCAACAAAAUUAGUUAAAGCAAUAAUGAAUAAAACAAAUAAAAAUGUACAAAUAUUUCAAGCUAAUGAAACUAUUAUUGAAGAAAAGCUACAAUGUUCUUUAAUACUGAAUAAUUUAGAAUCAUAUGGUAUUACUAAAAAGAUUGUAACAAAUACACCAUGUUCAGCAAUAUUGAAAAGAAAUUAUUUACAAAAGCAUAUGAAAACCGCUCAUCAUUUCACAUCUACGGCAAUAAAGAAAAUAUUAGAUGGUUAUGGAAAAAAUCAAAAAGAAAAAUCAUUCGAAUGUAACGAACGAACUGUGGAAAGAUCAAAAGUAUCGAAAAAAUUAAAACGUCUCAAUGCAAAAAAGAAAAAGUGGCGUAUAAUGAAAUCGACAGAUUCCAUAAAGAAGAUAAAACAAACGGCUUCAUUGAACAACAAAGUUAUUGAUAAAAAGUUAACCAAGAAAAAGUUUAAAACGAAUAAUAAAAAGCCAAAACAACCUGUUGAUUUUGAAGUGAAAGUACCAAGAAUUAUUGUCAGAAAUUUAAGUUUUAAAGCAACAGAAGAUGUUUUGAAAAAAACAUUCGAAAAAUGUGGUGAAAUCAUUGCUGUGUCUCUGGUCGUUAAAAAUGGAAUUCCAAAAGGUUUUGGUUUUAUAACAUUUGUGGAUUUAAAAAAUGCUGAAACAGCUGUACAAACAAUGAAUGGUAAAAAUAUACUAGGUAGACCGAUAGCCGUUGAUUGGUCAUUGCCGAAAAAUAUUUAUGAACGAAUGCAAACAAAAGAUACGAAUGAGGUAAAACCAAAGAAAGAUAAACAAGAAGCAAUUUCAUCACCAAAAGAUGAUAGUUAUGGGUUUCAUUCAGUACCGUCACUUAAAAAUGAAGACAAAAAAAGCGUUGCUAAGAAAAGAAAACGAACAAAAACUGAUGAUGAUGAUGAAGUACAAGAAGGAGAAGAAAAAGAUCAAGACGAAGAUAAUAACAUGGAACACGAUACUGAUGUGAAUGAUAAAACAAUAGCGAAAGAACAAAAAGAUGCAGCAUCUCGUUCAACUACUGAGCCUAGUCGUGAUGUUCGCGAGCAGCGAACCAUAUUCGUUCGUAAUUUACCAUUUGACACAACUGAUGACGAAUUGAAAACUUUAAUGUCAACUUAUGGCAAAGUUGUCAAUUGUAAAUUAGUUAUUGAUCCUGUUUCUCUACAUCCACGUGGUACAGCAUUUAUACAAUAUGCAACAUCUAAUGAAGCUCAACAAUGUUUAGUACAACAACAAGCUUCAUCACCGUUAAUUCUUAGAAGUCAAGAAAUAAAAUUAGAUUUAGCUAUGGGACGACAACAAUUAACAACAGCAUUAAAAAUACGACAAGAUAAAACAACUACAAAACGAUCACAUCGAAAUUUAGAUUUGGCAAAAAUUGGAGUCAUUUUAGAUCCUCAACAAUUAUCUGAGGCUGAUUUACAUAAACGACAAAAUUUAGAAGAUCAAAAAAAAUUGAAAUUAAAAAAUGCCAACCAUUUUGUAUCACGUACACGUUUAACUAUUCAUAAUUUACCAACACGAAUAACUGAUGAACUGUUGAAACAAAUUAUUUUCAAACAAUUUGAAAAUGAAAAAAUCAUUGUAAAAGAAUGUCGAAUUAUGAAAAAUAAUAAUGUAGGAAAAUCACUAGGUAUUAAUGAUAAUUUUUUAUUUGACUGUCCGUGUUUACUAGAUUGGUUUCAUCAUUUAGGUUAUGGUUUUAUUGAAUUAACUCGUCAUGAUCAUUCGUUACAUUUAUUAGAACGAUUAAAUAAUAAUCCAGAAAUAUUUGGUGAAAAUAAACGUCCGAUUGUUCAAUUUUCUAUUGAAAAUAAACAAGCGUUACAUUUAAAAGAAAAACGAUUCGAACGAAUAAAGGCAAAAAAUGAAUUAUUAAAAAAUCCUGCAAAUAAGACAUUGUUAUUUAACAAUGGAAAUAAUCAACGAAAAAUAAUUGACAUUCAGAAGAAUGAUUAUGAACAUCAACAGUCAAAAAAUAAUGGUGAAAAGCGUUUAAGUGAAUUGAUAAAAACGCCUGAACAUCAGAAACAAGAUAUUGACCGUCUACCAAAAGUUGACGGGCAAAAACCGCCAAUAUCAAAAAGGAAAAAACGAAAACAAAAGCAAAAAAAUGAAAUUAAAGAUGAACUUGAUGUCCUUGAAAAUAAUAGUGAAACACAAGAUCAUUUACAACAUCAUCCAAUGCAAUGUUUAUUGACAAAUCAAUUGCAUGAAGUAUUUUAUGGUGGUGAAUCAAUACCUUGUCGAUCAAUUGUUUCAUUAUGUUGUCCAUAUUGUGGUCAAGCAGGAUUUUUAACGCAAGAUCUUUUAACUCAUUUAAUUCAACAACAUUCAACCUCACAAAAUUUACAACCAGAAGAAGUAAUAUGUCCACUAUGCAUUAUUCAACCAGAUGAAUAUCAAAAUUAUCGUACCUCUUCUCUUAUCGAACAUAUUCUAAGUGCACAUGAACAUGAACAAACAACACCCACAUUUGGUACUGCUUCCUCGGCCGAUGAACGACCGAGAUAUUUGACAACAGCGCGAGGAAGAGGACGACAUACAGAUGAUUUAUUUGGUGAUCAUCCUCGACGAACAAUAACACGACAAUCAACAAUUCGAAAUAGGGCAACCGGUGAUCCAAUUUCAGACUUAGUUUCACAAUUAGUUGGUAGUACUACAUCCUCGGGAACGCCAACACCAACUACAACUAGUGAAUUAAUUCGUUUACAACAACAAUUGGAAAACAAUAGUGAUAGAAUGUUACAAUUGAAAUCAACGUUACUACAAGCAAAACAAGCCCAACACAAACAGCAAUUAAUUGCUGCCGCUGCUGCUGCUGCUUCACCUGCUACAUCGUUUAAUUUUGAUAAUUAUUAUUUACAACAAUCAAAAACAUUAAAUAAUAAUAAUAGUAAUGAAAAAGAUCAACGCUCAUUAUUAGGAAAAUUAUCGAUUUCUGGAUCGCGGUCAUCUAAUGAUAAGAAAAAACAUCAGCAACAAAGACAUCUUGAUUUUAUUCAAACGGUUUUGUUGAGUACAUUGGGUGGUGCUGCUAACAGCAAUGGUGAGAAUGCUGUUGAUGGUGAUAAAACUGCUCAAGAUGAAAAAGAAAAUGAACAUUGA